This is a messenger RNA of Triplophysa dalaica, 2758 nucleotides long. RefSeq names its product phosphofructokinase, muscle b (gene pfkmb). The transcript is spliced from 24 exons. Gene Ontology annotation, biological process: fructose 6-phosphate metabolic process; canonical glycolysis; fructose 1,6-bisphosphate metabolic process. Bases 130 to 2526 code for a protein of 798 amino acids. Gene Ontology annotation, molecular function: monosaccharide binding; ATP binding; AMP binding. The record is from RefSeq and is a predicted model, not a curated record. Gene Ontology annotation, cellular component: cytoplasm; membrane; 6-phosphofructokinase complex. NCBI's taxonomy places the organism in Eukaryota, Metazoa, Chordata, Actinopteri, Cypriniformes, Nemacheilidae.
CACUUUGCUCAGUGUUGUCAGCUUUAGCUCUCCUGUGUGUCCGUCUUCUCCUUUUCCAGCUGCGACCUUCCCCGCUCCUUCAAGAGAGUUUUCUUCAGAGCCGUCGACUUUAAUCGUUCAAUUCUCCAGAUGAAGGUGAAGCUGGGGUACGGGAAGAAAGAUCGAAUGUCACAGGAGUUAGGCCAUCUUGUCAAUAUGCAGCAGGCAAAAUCUGUGGACCCCACAAAAAUGGGGGUCGGGAGGGCCAUCGCUGUCCUCACCUCUGGAGGAGAUGCACAGGGUAUGAAUGCUGCUGUCCGAGCUACGGUCAGAGUUGGGAUCUACACCGGUGCUAAAGUCUAUUUUGUGCAUGAGGGUUAUCAGGGUCUGGUUGAUGGGGGAGACAACAUCCGAUUGGCAACCUGGGAGAGCGUGUCAAUGAUGCUACAGUUGGGCGGCACAGUGAUUGGCAGUGCUCGCUGUCAAGACUUUCGCACUAAGGAAGGCAGAGCUAAAGCAGUGUGCAACCUUGUUAAGUUGGGCAUCACUAAUUUGUGUGUAAUUGGUGGAGACGGCAGCCUGACAGGUGCCAAUGAAUUCCGCAAUGAGUGGAGUGAGCAGCUCCAAAACCUGCUGAAAGCAGGUAAGAUCACAGCAGAGGAGGCCAAGCGUUCAUCUCAUCUGAACAUCGUUGGGAUGGUUGGAUCUAUAGACAAUGAUUUCUGUGGCACAGACAUGACAAUUGGCACAGAUUCAGCCCUACACAGGAUCAUGGAAGUUGUAGAUGCCAUCACAACCACAGCUCAGAGUCAUCAAAGAGCCUUCAUUCUGGAAGUGAUGGGCAGGCAUUGUGGGUAUUUGGCUUUGGUUACUGCCCUGUCAUGCGGUGCCGACUGGGUCUUUAUUCCUGAGAUGCCUCCUGAUGAGGGCUGGGAAGACCAUCUCUGCAGAAGACUUACCUAUCAAAGAAGCAUUGGCAAUCGUUUGAACAUCAUCAUUGUGGCAGAAGGAGCUUUAGAUCUCCAUGGCAAACCCAUCACUUGCGAUAUGAUCAAAAACCUGGUCACUAAGAAGCUUGGCUUCGACACACGAGCCACUGUUCUGGGUCACGUGCAGAGAGGAGGAACACCUUCAGCCUUUGACAGAAUCCUGGGCAGUAGGACGGGGGUGGAGGCUGUGAUGGCAUUGUUAGAGGCAACACCUGAAACACCUGCUUGUGUGGUCAGUCUGUCUGGAAACCAGGCUGUUCGACUGCCCCUCAUGGAGUGUGUGCAAGUGACUAAAGACGUGACAACUGCUAUGGCGGAAGGCAAGUUUGAUGAAGCUAUUAAGCUCAGGGGAAAGAGUUUUGAGAAUAACUGGAACACAUAUAAACUCUUGGCCCAUGUGACAGCCCCCGACGUGAAGAGUAAUAUUAACAUUGCUAUACUGAAUGUGGGAGCUCCGUGUGCAGGAAUGAACGCCGCAGUUCGUUCAGCAGUCAGGAUUGGAAUCCUGCAAGGACAUACCAUGUUGGCUGUAUAUGAUGGAUUCGAGGGACUUGGGCAGGGCAAUAUUGAACCAAUGACAUGGUCCUUUGUAGGAGGAUGGACAGGCAAAGGUGGUUCUAAUUUAGGAACCAAGAGGAAACUGCCAGCUAGUAUGAUUGAAGAUAUCAGUCUGAAUAUAGCCAAGUUUAACAUUCAUGCCUUGGUUAUCAUUGGAGGGUUUGAGGCCUUUGUUGGAGGCUUAGAAUUAGUGACUGCCAGAGAAAAAUAUGAGGAGUUGUGUAUUCCUCUGGUUGUUAUUCCAGCUACUGUGUCUAAUAAUGUUCCUGGAUCCGACUUCAGUAUCGGAACUGAUACGGCCCUCAAUACAAUUACAACAACAUGUGAUAGGAUAAAGCAAUCUGCUGCUGGAACAAAGCGCAGGGUCUUCAUCAUUGAAACUAUGGGGGGAUAUUGUGGAUAUCUGGCAACUAUGGCAGGACUGGCUGCAGGGGCAGAUGCUACCUAUAUAUACGAAGAGCCAUUUGGCAUCCGCGACCUGGAGACAAACGUGGAACACCUUUUGCAAAAGAUGAAGACAACAGUGAAAAGAGGCCUCAUCCUCAGGAAUGAGAAAUGUAAUGCAAAUUACACCACAGAUUUCAUUUUCAAUUUGUACUCGGAGGAAGGCAAAGGAGUUUUCGACUGUCGUAAGAAUGUGCUUGGUCACAUGCAGCAGGGUGGAACUCCAACGCCAUUCGACAGGAACUUUGGCACAAAGAUGGGCGCUAAAUCAGUGUUGUGGUUGACAGAUAAACUUAAGGAGUGCUACAGACAUGGUCGCAUCUUUGCUAAUACACCGGACUCUGCAUGCGUUCUGGGAAUGAAGAAGAGAUCUUUGGUAUUCCAGCCUCUCUCUGGACUUAAACAAGACACUGACUUUGAGCAUCGUUUAUCAAAAACUCAAUGGUGGCUAAAGCUUAGGCCCAUUCUCAAGAUUCUGGCUAAAUACAAUAUCACUCUGGACACAUCAGAGACAGCAACACUGGAGCAUAUUAUCAAUAAGACCGGAGCAGUCUAGCCUCUACACAAACACACAAAAUUACAGUGAAAUUGGGAGAUUUAUGACACUUGUUAUCGUAGAGUUGUAGAGCAUUCAGUUGACGGCACUUGUUUUUGUGUUUGGUAAUGUUUGUCGUUCUCAACUGGAUUUUUACUGUUUCACCACUAGACUCCUCCUCGUCUGGUCUAAAUUGAAAGCCUAUUGCUGUUUCAAUAAACAAAUAAAAUGGCCAGAUUUACCAGAACCUGCA